Molecule: messenger RNA, 4764 nt
Organism: Diabrotica balteata
Lineage: Eukaryota; Metazoa; Arthropoda; Insecta; Coleoptera; Chrysomelidae
Source: the annotation of a GenBank genome assembly
AAUAAAUGUCAUUCUUUCAUUUCGUUAAACAUGUACUUACAAAAUUUUAGUGAUCUUUAAUUUCUUCCGCAAAUACCUUUUUUGUAUAAAUUUCAGUAAACUUAUCAAGCCGAAUGUAACAUUACCAGCCAAACUGACUUCAUUUAAUUUAAAUGCAUAAUUGUUUAUGUCCAUCUACACCGACUGCUGAAAGAAGAAACCCAAUAGAUACAAGUUCAAAAAACACAAGUUCUUUUCCAAACGAUAAUAACAACUGUAAUUGCAGCAAAUGUGAUAUAUUAUAUAGCAGUACCGAUUUUCCAGAUAAAUCCACAUCUCGUUACACAACUGCAACGGGUGAAGAUUGUUCUUGUCUAACUUGUGUCUGCUCAGAAAUGGAAACACCGACUCUAAUGUGUACCUGCGUAAAGUGUGUUUGUUCAGUUUGUUUUGAAAAUGCACAAAAGAAAUCACCCAUAACCUCCAUAAUUCCAUCAACUACAUGUGAUUGUCAAAAUUGUGUCUGCUCCGUAUGUCCUUCUCCUAAAAUAGAACCAAAAGACCGAGGAGAUAAAGCAAUUACAGUAACACCUGAAAACCUCUUACCUUUUUCUGGACUACAACCAAUAGGGCAGUCAACGGGCUAUCAUGGUUCCUUUUGUAAAUGUCUUACCUGUGAUGUAGAUACACCAGAGUUACAAAGUUUUAACAACCCACAAUUGGAAUGUAAUUGUAAUAUUUGCAGAUGCAGUCCUUGUGUUGAUCCAAAUAAAGUAAUCAAAACCAUUCAAUCAUCAAACACAAGAGACCAUUUAACAGACAAAUGUAAAUGCCUCACUUGUCAGGAUGCAUCAAUGUACAAACCAGAUUUUUUUAAAACCAAAGUAUCUUGUAAUUGCGUAGUAUGUGAGUGCGAUCCUUGCGCAGAUGAGGACAAAAAAAGACAAAUGGAAACGAAAACAGUAAGGGAGAUUGCUGUAAAAGAUAGCAAUUUUGCUUCCCCUAAAGUCGAUUAUCGCAAUUGUCCUUGUACAGAUACAUGUAAAUGCCUUACUUGUCAGGAUACAUCAAUGUACAAACCAGAUUUUUUUAAAACCAUAUUAUCCUGUAAUUGCGUAGAAUGUAAAUGCGACCCUUGCGUAGAUAAGGACAAAAGAAGACAAUUUGGAACGAAAAUAGGAACGGAUAUUUCUGUAAAAGACAGCAAUUUUCCUUCCCCUAGAGCCGAUUAUCGCAAUUGUCCUUGUACAGAUACAUGUAAAUGCCUCACUUGUCAGGAUGCAUCUAUGUACAAACCAGAUUUUUAUAAAACCAUAUUAUCCUGUAAUUGCGUAGAAUGUAAAUGCAACCCUUGCGUAGAUGAUAACAAAAAAAAUGAUGUGCGUUAUCACAUUCCUCAUUAUACACAAGAAGGCGAGAAUAAAUUGGUUUGCAGUAAUGAUGACUGCCAGUGUGAUCCAUGUCCAGAUUCAACAAAAGCUUUAUACAAGACUCCAGUAGAAAAACAACAGGAAGACAAGAGAGAACCAUGCGACUGUUAUAUUUGUAAAUGCACUCAGUGUAAAGAUCCCAAUGUAACUCAAGCGAAAGGAGAUAUAAAUCGUGAAACACAACUUUCCAAAUGUCACUGUAAAAAAUGUACCUGUGAGCCAGGUGAUCCCGCAAUUCAUCCGAUUAAAUUAGAACUAGAUAAAGAAAAGAAUUGUAAUUGUGUGACAUGUACUUGUUCUCCAUGCGAUUUUCCCAACACCCAACAAUCAUUAAUUUGUCAGUGUAUCGUUUGCAAAUGUAGUUUAUGCCAGUUAACGAAUGUUGAACGACCUGUUAGACCCUUGGUGCCCUGCAAUUGCGUUAUUUGCAAUUGUAAUCCCUGCGAAGAUCCUAACAAAAAUAGAGAAAAAAUAGACGUUGAACACCAUUUAGCUGGUUGUGACUGCUUUGAAUGUACUUGCAAUCCAUGCGCAGAUCCAGCUGUGCAAAAAAGCAAACAAUCUGAUAAGCCUAUCGAAGAAACUAUACACCAGCAGCAACUUGGGGCAUAUGAAAUGAAAAAUUGCAAUUGUUUACAAUGUUGUUGUAAGCCACACUAUGAUCCCACUAUCGAGCAAAGAAAAAAGAAAGUUGACACAACUGAUAAAGGAGUCCCAUGUUCUUGCCCGAUUUGUAUGUGUAAAACAAGUAAAGAUAUACAUGGAAAGGGAGAUGAAAUAUAUGUAGAUGAAAAUAAGGUAGAAAGUAAAUAUAAAAGUACCCCUAGCCAAAAAUGUACCUGUGAAAAAUGUAGGUGUGGCGGCAGUACCGAAAAAACUUUGGAAGUCAGAAAACCCGUUCAAAUAACCAGAUCUACUCAUGAUCGUGAUUGUAUUUGUAAAGAAUGUCUUUGUGAAGAGUUACAAAAGACUUCUACAAUAGAGUUUAUAAAGUGCCAUUGCAGUACUUGCAACUGUGUAGACUGCCUUUUUAGCAAACCAGAACAACAAAUAAAGAUUCAAGAUAGACCAACUACAAAAACCCCACCUCAUUGCACUUGUAAAGUGUGCGAAUCAAGAAAAACAUCAAGAGAUAAUAUGGCUAAUGACUGUAUUUGUAAGAAAUGUAAAUUUAGUGACAGUACCUCUGCAUUAAGUGAUAAAGAAACAAAUUCACUUUGCAGCUGCAGUGCUUGUUCAUGCUUAACGUGUCACACAAAAAAGGUUGAACAAACGGAUAAUAUGAAAUGUUAUUGUGAACAAUGUACGUGCAAGAAUUGUAAAUUUAUUAAAUAUCAAACUCCAGAAUAUCAAACUCGGGAAUAUCAAAUUCGAGAAGAAGAAUUAGGUGACAACAAAAAGAUUUGUACUUGCAGCCCUUGUAGUUGCACUGACUGUAUUUUAAAUAACAAAAUAGAAGGAAAACCUAUAAAGAAAAAUAAUCCCAAUAAUCCGUCUCCUACCUUACAAGCUAAAUGCACUUGCCUUGAGAUUCCAAUGUCACAACCUACACAUAUUGAGCAACAAUCAGAAUAUGUACCAAAAAAUUCUAAAAUGAAACAGUAUCAUUCAUAUGCUGCUUAUCAAGCUUUUGUUGACCCAAUUGUUGUUCACGAAAAAUUAGAGAACCCUACACGUUUACCAGAACCCAAAAAACUAAAAGCUACAAAUGGUCAGAAAAUUGAGGUAGAAAACUUAUACAACCAUUUGCCAAUGUUCCUUCCACAAUCAACAGUACCAGUUCGGAUACAAACCAAAAGAAAAAAGAACUAUAGAUCAUCAAAAAGUGGAAAAACGCGAGGCGUUACUAGGAGUGCAGAAAUAAAUAAGUUUAAGCAGUUUGGUUUGUCUAGAUCCAAACCAAUACCGUAUUCUGAAGAAGUGUUUCCAUUUUCUCAAAGCGAUGUAACUAAUAACCGUACUGUCUUUCACAAAUUAGAUCCAAAUCUACCAGAAAAACCUUACGUCCUUACAGAGAACAACAAUUCUUUCUUGAAAGACAAAUGUAAAUAUGAGGAACAAAUCAAAAUCCUCAAAAAAACUUUGAACAAAAUUAAAGGAUUUAAGGAGAAAUAUGCUCAUAAUUCACAUGAACAGUCUGUUCUUAAAAAGUCAUACGAAUAUGAAGAAUCUAUAUCAGAACUUAGUACGGCUUUCAAGAAUUUAAAGAAACACUGUAAAGCUGAUGACAAAACAAUUAAAGAAAUAACGGACGAACUAAAACGUUAUACUAGCAGCACAACGUUUUUCAAUAUCUCCACCAGUAUUCAACAAGAGAGUGAAUGUGAUCAUGAUAUUACGGAACAGAGCGACGAUAUUCAACAAUUUACAUGUUACAAUCCUCCAAGAAUAUCCGUACCAAACAUUCCAGUAUUACAACAGGAAACUGUUAAAAUUAGACCUUUAACGGCUAUACCUGGUCAACGCAGACGAGGCAAUACUUGCAAUUGUCCUGUGUGUACUAGUCCCCAUCCUGAUAUUUUCUAUAAUACUGGGGACAACAAUAUAAGUCCACGACAAAGCAAAUUAAUUCGAACAAUAAAUUAUGAUAUCUACAAUAAACCUAAUACAUUAUCUCCUAAUCUUACGCUGACAUGUAAAGGAAAUAAAAAAGAAUCAGAUUUGCCGCCGUACUAUAUACUACAACCUUACUGCCGAACAACUAAUGCAGAAAAUAUUCCUAUUGAUUGUGUAAACCACCAUGCAUCGGAAACGAUAAAUGCUUCUGACUUUGGUCAAUCAGUUGCUGGUUUAAAUGAAGCAAUUAAUACCUGGAAAAAGACGUAUACAACAAACAAUACAAAUGAUAUUAAAGUUACAAAGAACGUUGAAACACAAAGUGUUGACAGACCGAAAUUAAAGGGCGUCGCUUGCAAAUGUGGAAAAUUCCACAGAGACAACAAAUUUGUAAACCUAACUGGAUUCAAAGUGAUUAACGUCAAAAGAAUAACUGUGGAUAGUAUUGUAGUAGAAUGGAAAUGUCCAAAAAGUAAAGCUAUCACCGGAUAUGACAUUGAAAUUAACGGGAAGCGGAAGUCUAAGAUCUUAAGUGGCUGGAGAACGUGUGCUAUGAUCCACUCACUUGAUCUUUCAUCUGUAUUAUAUAUUUCAAUUUAUGCAAUUACACCAUGCGGACGAUGUGAACCACCAGCAAAAGCUAUUUACGAAAUAAAACAAAAAUCAAAGUGACCAAUAUUUAAUUUUUUGUUUCGUGUGUUUUGUAGAUAUCAUUUUUAAAAUUUUUUUUAAUACAGUCCUAAUUUGAUAUAUUCUGUUCAUUUUUUUUUAAGAACAAUAAAGUUGACUUGUAUAGUAG